Messenger RNA from Clupea harengus (Atlantic herring), 3164 nucleotides. Its product is annotated as zinc finger protein 665-like. The coding region runs from base 72 to 2744 and encodes 890 amino acids. The transcript has 7 exons. The record is from RefSeq and is a predicted model, not a curated record. NCBI's taxonomy places the organism in Eukaryota, Metazoa, Chordata, Actinopteri, Clupeiformes, Clupeidae.
UGGAACAUGACUGUAAGACUGAGACGCACACAUCACCAACCUUGACCUGCAAAGAAGAAAAUUCUUCUCUGAUGGAAAUGAAAGAGGAACCAAAUUUAAGAGAAUGUGGUGAUGACGAUUCUUCUACAAAACUGAAGUUAGAAAUGUCUGGAUUUACCAAACCUUCACAACUGCCUACUUCCAUGAAGAAGGAGAUAAAAGAGGAGGAAUUUGAUGCUUUCCUACAAGAGUAUCCGUCUACAUUUAAGACAGUGGAAGAAAAGCCUGGACUGGAAUAUGAAUGCAAGACUGAAAUGUACACAUCUACCAUCAUGACAUUGAAAGAAGAAAGCAAUUCACCAAUGGAAAUCAAAAAUGAAGAAGAAUUUGAUUCAAGAGAAUAUGGUGACUUCGACUCUUCACCUACAAGAGGCGUUCAAAGGAUCCAAUCUAACAAAAGAGGGAACACUGAUCAAAAAAGGAACAAAGAGAGCCGUCAUAAACGCCCCCAGUGCAGAAAGACUUCAUACCAGAAAUUACAUCAGCGACUGGACACCAGGGAGAAACAGCAGGAAUGCUCCCAGUGUUUCAAAACAUUUCCUAGAUCUUCCCUUCUUGCAAUUCAUCAACAACUACACACAGGAGAAAAGCCCCACCAGUGCAGUACAUGUGGGAAGGCCUUUAGUCAUCUGUCUGCUCUAAAGACACACCAGAGGAUCCAUACUGGGGAAAGGCCUUACCAGUGCUCUACAUGUGGGAAGGCCUUUAAUCAAUUGUCUCACCUCAAGGUACACCUGAAGAUCCAUACCAAGGAAAAGCCCCAUCAGUGCAGUACAUGUGGGAAGGCCUUUAAUCAUUUGUCUGCUCUAAAGACACACCAGAGGAUCCAUACUGGGGAAAAGCCGUACCAGUGCAGUAUAUGUGGGAAGGCCUUUUGUCAAUUCUCUUCUCUCAAGACACACCAGUGUAUCCAUACUGGGGAAAAGCCCCAUCAAUGCAGUACAUGUGGGAAGGCCUUUAGUAAAAUGUUUCAUCUCAAGACACAUCAGAGGAUCCAUACUGGGGAAAAGCCACACCAGUGCAGUACAUGUGGGAUGGCCUUUAAUCAAUUGUCUAACCUCAAGAAACACCAGAAGAUCCAUACUGGGGAAAAGCCGUAUCAGUGUACUUCAUGUGGAAAGUAUUUCAGGGUUAGCUCCAGCCUCACCAGACACCAGAGGAUCCAUACUGGGGAAAAGCCACAUCAGUGUUCUCAGUGUGGAAAGACCUUUUGUCAGAUUUCUAAUCUCAAGAGACACCAGAGAAUCCAUUCAAAUGAUAAACAACAUGAAUGCUCACAGUGUUUCAAAACAUUUGCUAGACGUUCCGAUCUCUCAAUUCAUCAAAGAAUACACACAGGAGAAAAGCCCCAUCAGUGCAGUGCAUGUGGGAAGGCCUUUAGUCAAAUGUCUUCUCUCAAGACACACCAGAUGAUUCAUACUGGGGAAAAGCCACACCAGUGCAGUACAUGUGGGAAGGCCUUUAGUCAAUUGUCUUCUCUCAAGGCACACCAGAUGAUUCAUACUGGGGAAAAGCCACACCAGUGCAGUACAUGUGGGAAGGCCUUUAGUCGAAUGUCCUCUCUCAAGGCACACCAGACGAUCCAUACUGGGGGAAAGCCACACCAGUGCAGUACAUGUGGGAAGGCCUUUAGUUCAAUAUCUAAUCUCAAGACACACCAGAGGAUCCAUACUGGGGAAAAGCCACACCAGUGCAGUACAUGUGGGAAGGCCUUUAGUCAAUCGUCUGGUCUCAAGACACACCAGAAGAUCCAUACCAGGGAAAAGCCACACCAGUGCAGUACAUGUGGGAUGGCCUUUAAUCAAUUGUAUGACCUCAAGAAACACCAGAGAAUCCAUACUGGGGAAAAGCCGUAUCAGUGUACUUCAUGUGGAAAGUAUUUCAGGGAUAGAUCCCACCUCACCAGACACCAGAGGAUCCAUACUGGGGAAAAGCCCCAUCAGUGUUCUCAAUGCGGAAAGGCCUUUAGACAAAUGUUUAAUCUCAAGUUACACCAGAAGAUCCAUACUGGGGAAAAGCCGUAUCAGUGUACUUCAUGUGGAAAGGCCUUUAGUAACAUGUCUCGUCUCAAGUUACACCAGAAGAUCCAUACUGGGGAAAAGCCGUAUCAGUGUACUUCAUGUGGAAAGUAUUUCAGGGAAAGCUCCAACCUAUCCAAACAUCAGAUUACACAUACAGGAGAAAAGCCACAUCAGUGUUCUCAGUGUGGAAAGACCUUUAAUAGAAUGGAUGAUCUCAAGAGACACCAGAGGAUCCAUACUGGUGAAAAGCCUUAUCAGUGUUCUCAGUGUGAAAAAGCCUUUAGUCAAAUGUCUACUCUCCAGAGACAUCAGAGGAUCCAUUCAAAUGAUUAUACUGUACACCAGUGCAAUACAUGUGGGAAGGCCUUUAGUCAAUUGUCUUCUCUCAAGACACACCAGAGGAUCCAUACUGGGGAAAAGCCCCAUCAAUGCAGUACAUGUGAGAAGGCCUUUAGUACAAUGGCUCAUCUCAAGACACAACAAAGGAUCCAUCCCGGGGAAAAGCCCCAUCAGUGCAGUACAUGUGGGAAGGCCUUUAGACAAUUGUCUGUUCUCAAGACACACCAGAGGAUCCAUACUGGGGAAAAGCCCCACCACUGUUCUCAGUGUGGAAAGACCUCUAAUAGAAUCUCUGUUCUCAAGAAACACCAGAGGAUCCAUUCAAAUGAUGUGCUGUCCUGCUAAUACAUGAUGGAGUAUCUCUAACUGAAAUUGUUUUUGAUUAGCUGAGUUUUUAAUGACAUUUGAUGUACAAGAUGAAGUAUUAUUUGAUCCUAUUUGAAACGUGUAUUGGGGUAGAGAUUAAAACAUAAAUUGAAUUUGAAAAAAAAAACACACAUGAAGAUCCAUACUGGGCAAAAGCCCCAUCAGUGUUCUCAGUGUGGAAAGACCUUUAGUAGGAUGUCUGCUCUCAAGAGACACCAGAGGACCUAUUGAAAUGGUGUGCUCCCCUGAUAGUCCAUCAUGUAUUAUCAUUAUUGAAAUAUUUUUGAUAAGAUGAGUUUCAAUCCAAAUGUGAUGUACAUGAUAAAGUAUUAUUUCUUCAUAUUUGAAACGUGUGGUGGGGUAGAGAUUAAAACAUGAAUUGAAUUAAAAGAAAAAAAA